Raphanus sativus (radish) is the source of this 303-nucleotide messenger RNA. RefSeq lists its product as uncharacterized. The transcript has a single exon. NCBI's taxonomy places the organism in Eukaryota, Viridiplantae, Streptophyta, Magnoliopsida, Brassicales, Brassicaceae. The record is from RefSeq and is a predicted model, not a curated record. The coding region runs from base 1 to 303 and encodes 100 amino acids. Gene Ontology annotation, molecular function: zinc ion binding.
AUGGAAAUGGGUCCUGGAAUUCCACGUAUGUGCCCGUGUGGAGCAUUGACAGUUCUUUUAACAUCUAAAACAAAGGAAAAUCCUGGUCGUAGAUUCUAUAGAUGCGGGGUUGUUUUUGGUGAAAACCAUUUGUUUAAGUGGGCUGAUGAGGCGUUUGUGGAGGAGCUUGAAGUCUUGGCAGCAAAACAAACGGAGAUGGAGAAUGGGAUGGUAGAAAUCAAGGAACAACUUCUUGACUUUAAGAAAGACUUAACCGAGAUUAUCGAAGUGGUGGCGGCCUUCUCUAAGCAUCUGAGAAAGUAG